GGCCGAGGCUCCCUGGCCAGCCUGAGCGCCAGCUGGGGCAAGCUGGCUGAGGCGGCGAGAGCGGGCACAUUGACCCGGGCGUCGGUGCAAGGCCCGCUCGGGGCCACGUGGCUCGCGCUCGGCCGCAUCGGCUGGACGAUGACAGCGGCGUGGGCGCUGCAGACCGGCCCGGGCGAGACGCUGUCCAUGCUAAGAGACGCGCUGGUGGAUGGCAUCCAGCGCUGGCAGUGCAGACGGCUGGUGGCCCACCUGCCCGAGGGCCAGGGCGAGACCCUCUGGCCGAGGACAGUCCGCGCCGUGGCGCACAGGGCGAGGCCCGCGGCGGAGCUGGGGGCCAUCCGAGCGGUAUGGGCAGGAGGGCACUUCACCAACGCCUGGAGGUACGCCCGAGGACACGCCGACUCCGACAUGUGCCAGGCUUGCGGGGGAGCCAAGGACACGCUCAUGCACAGGUGGUGCGUAUGCCCUGCUCUCGUGGUACCGCAGGGCGAAGAGCUGGAGCACGAGGAGCCGUUCCGCAAGCCGAUCGCGGGGAUGCGCCACCAGCUGGAGGAGGCCGAGCAGAAGUGGACCAGCGGGGACAGCGAGCUGCCGCUGUCGUACGGCCUGCCGCUGCUGUCUGCCAUGCCGCCGCCUGUGCCGUCGGACAACGUGGUCUUCGAAUGGGGCGCCGCGCAGGAGGGCUGGCCGUCGGUGGUAUACACGGACGGCUCAGCGUGCCCAGUGCCCCUGGUGCAGGCGGGCUCCGUCCAGGUCAUCGUCAGCGACCGGCAGGCCUUAGUCACGGAGGGCAGUGACUGGUCCUCGACGGCGCAAUCGGCCAGGGCACGGCGCGCCAGCAUCUGGCGCCAGCUCCAUGCGGCUGCAGCUAGGCGCGGGGGGCCGCCGCCGCGUCUCCGAUGGGUGCCCGCCCGCCGCAGCCUCCAACAAGCGCUGGGCGCGGGCUUGCGGCCCCUGGACUGGCUUGGGAACUGCUGGGCGGACUUCUUCGCCAACCUCGGCGCGGGGGAGGCCAGGCUGCCCAACAACGCGGUGGAGGCGCUGCAAGCGGAGCUCCAGCGCGCCCUGGACACGGCCGCGUUCCUGGGCUGGGCGGCGGCGCGCAUCUGCCGGCUGGGCUUGUGGGGGCCUCUCGGAGAAGAUGGCGGACUCCAGCGCCGUCAGGUUUUGGGGGGGCCCGCUGCCCCAAAGCUCAGCCUCGCGUGGCACGAGUAUCAAGUCAUCAGCUCGUGCGGAGUGCAAUGCGUGCAUUGUGGGAGGGGGGCCUGCGCGGCAAUGGCACGGGCGCUGCUGGACUGCAGACCCUGCCAGCCUACGGAGCUGGGCAGGGUGCGGGCCCGCUGCAGCCAGGGGCGGCCACUGGCGAGUUCAGCAGCUGUCAGCGCGAGCCUGCAGGCGGCUGAGCGCGAGCUCCUGCCCGUGAGCGGGGCGCGCACCACGGCAGAAGGCAACUGGGCCGCCUUGGGCAUGCUGGCUAGCUCCUGGAUCGUCGACCUGAUGGACCGGAGCCUGGCUUGCGCGUCCUGGAUGGAGGAGUGCGCAGAGUGCGUUUACAGGCUGCUAGGCGAGGAGGUCUACCGCGGCUUCUUCGCGCGCAACAGCGACGAGAUGCGCAGCGCGGAGCGCCUGAGGCGGGCCGAGGAGUUCUGCGAGAGAGGCUGGCGGGAUGGCGGGCCCUUCAGGGAGGCCCACAUCGACGAGGCGCCCCAGCUGGAGGGCGAGGCCAGGCAAGCCAAGCUCCAGCGGCUGAGGGGCUAUCACGCGGCGGCGCGCGCCUUCCUGUGCGACCGUGGCAGCGCGCGGCGCGCUGGGGGCAGACGCGGGCCUCUCUACUUCACAUUCUUUGAGCCCGUGGGCGGAGCGCGUGGCGGAGGUAGUGGCGGCUGGCGGCAGGGUUGCGCGCCCCGGCGGCGAGGGCGCUCGAGGUCUCGGACGAACAGCCGUACCAUCCAGUCGCAGGGCCGCGCGGGAGGCCGAGCUGAGCCGCAGAGGCCCGUGCUGCCGCGGCCAAGAGGCGAUGCGGAGGGGCCGCAGCGGCCAGUGGGCCCGCGGGCCGUCCCCGCCCAGCGGCGCAGGCGCAGUGCGGAGCAGUCAGCCAGCAGGUCCCGCUCUCCGCAAGCGCGGGGCCAGCCCGCGGCCCACAACGAGGCCGAGCGCAACGACGGCCCCGACCCUGACGCAGCGAUCGGCCUGGGGGUUCUGCGCAGCAUGCUGAGGGCCUUCGCGGGCUGCUGGGCGUUUGACCUGCGCGACCCAGAGGCCGCGGAGGACUCCUGGAUGGCCUGGGCGGCGCAGUGCGCCCUCGCCUGUCUGGCCAGGCCCGACAAUGAGGAUGCGAGGGCGGUGGCUGCGAGGCGAGCAGGCUCCAUGCGCUUGCGUGCGCUGGUCCAGGCGAUGGUCAGGCAAGCGUGGCUUUUGAAAGCGGACGCGCGGCGCAUCGCAGUGGGGCGCCUGAUGAGCCUGGAGACCUUGGAGGAGUGGUUGCACGUAGCCGCUUUGCAGUGGGCCACACUGGGCGACGUCUGCUGCGCCGUGGGAGGCGUCAUCGGCGAGGCGGGGGCCAACCUGCCCGCUUUGCUUGGCUUCGCUGGGGCCCUGCCUGGCCUGGGCCCCGCUGGCUCCAGCGAGCAGCCCUCCCGCCAAGCUGGCCUGCCGCGGCCCCAGGGCCUUCGCGGCCGAGGGAUCGAAGCAUUGCGGCGGCCGUGGCCAGGCACUUCGCACAGCCCGCAGCUGCCGAUGGUGAGCGCGAUGCAGGGCGGGCCAGAUGCCCUGGGCAGAGACAGCGACGGCGAGGGCGACUGGCUGCACCCAGAGGCGGCGCCGUCUGGGCUGCCCCCGCCCCCGCCUGCGGCCGCAGCGGGUCAGGCACCGCCGCCGCAGCCAGAGGGGGCGGACCAGGGGCUUCGUGGCGAUGCCGUUGCGGUGGGAG
This is a messenger RNA of Prorocentrum cordatum, 2929 nucleotides long. NCBI's taxonomy places the organism in Eukaryota, Dinophyceae, Prorocentrales, Prorocentraceae. The record is from the annotation of a GenBank genome assembly.